AUGAAUGGAUUAAGGAGUCUGAUUUACCCAUCAAGUAUGCUGGCAUUUCAACAUGUUUCCGGCAAGAAGUUGGAAGCCAUGGGAGGGAUACCAGAGGUAUCUUCAGGGUUCCAUCAGUUCGAGAAGGUUGAACAGUUUGUAAUUUGUUCACCAUUGAACAACGAGUCGUGGAAAAUGUUUGAUGAGAUGAUAUUCAACGCCGAAGAGUACUGUCAGCUUUUGGGAAUACCGUAUCAGAUAGUAUGCAUUGUGUCAGGUGAACUCAACAAUGCGGCUUCGAAGAAGCUCGAUUUGGAAGCGUGGUUCCCUGGCUCGGGAGCUUUCCGUGAAUUGGUAUCAUGUUCAAAUUGUACGGAUUACCAAGCUCGUCGGUUGAAAGUUCGUUAUGGAAUGACGAAAAAGAUGGAUGGUGAAGUUCCUUUUGUGCACAUGCUGAAUGCAACGAUGUGUGCUACUACACGAGUAUUGUGCGCUUUACUAGAAAAUUAUCAAACUGAAGACGGGAUUACUGUACCAGAAAUUCUCCAUCCAUUCAUGCCAGAAAAAUACCGUACAUUCAUUCCAUUCGUGAAAGCAGCACCGAUUGACGAAGAGGUGAAAAAGAAGGGUGGAAAAUAA
This is a messenger RNA of Ostertagia ostertagi, 618 nucleotides long. The record is from the annotation of a GenBank genome assembly. Lineage: Eukaryota; Metazoa; Nematoda; Chromadorea; Rhabditida; Trichostrongylidae.